Hirsutella rhossiliensis is the source of this 333-nucleotide messenger RNA. Its product is annotated as reactive mitochondrial oxygen species modulator. Lineage: Eukaryota; Fungi; Ascomycota; Sordariomycetes; Hypocreales; Ophiocordycipitaceae. Gene Ontology annotation, biological process: protein import into mitochondrial matrix; protein insertion into mitochondrial inner membrane. Bases 1 to 333 code for a protein of 110 amino acids. The transcript is spliced from 5 exons. Gene Ontology annotation, cellular component: TIM23 mitochondrial import inner membrane translocase complex. The record is from RefSeq and is a predicted model, not a curated record.
AUGCCUCCCGUCGCCGCAGUCAACGCAGGCGGCCAGCAUGGCCCCUCCAACUUCGACAAGUUCAAAAUGGGCGCCAUGAUGGGCGGAACUGUCGGCGUCAUCAUCGGCUUCAUCUUCGGGACCGUCAAUAUCUUCCGCUAUGGCGCUGGCUCCCAGGGCAUCAUGCGCACGCUGGGCCAAUACAUGGGUGCUUCGGGCGCCACGUUCGGCUUCUUCAUGUCCAUCGGCAGCGUCAUCCGGUCCGACGCCGACCCCAGGAUGCACGAAAUGUACAUGCGGGCUCAGCGGCGGCCCAUUGUCCUGAGGGCGAACCCGGCGUGGCGAAGAUGCUGA